GUCUCGCGCAUGCCUGACACCGCCUCCGUCUAUAAGUAGCCAGCGCGAGCCCACCGCCGGUCUUCUCUUACGUCAGUCGGGCGAGUUGCUGUCUCAGCGGAGCAUCCUCUCAAAUAAAAGUCAUGGAAAAGCUGCAGGAGCGCACCUUCAUUGCCAUCAAGCCUGAUGGUGUCCAGAGAUGCCUCAUCGGUGAGAUCAUCAAGAGGUUCGAGCAGAAGGGCUUCAAGCUGGUGGCCAUGAAAAUGCUUCAACCGUCCGAGGACCUCCUGAGGCAGCACUACGCCGACCUGAAGGAACUUCCCUUCUUCGCCGGGCUGGUCAACUACAUGAGCUCUGGCCCCGUGAUCGCCAUGGUGUGGGAAGGACAAGAAGUGGUGAAGACGGGCAGAGUGAUGCUGGGUGAGACCAAACCUCAGGAGUCCAAGCCCGGAACCAUCCGUGGAGACUUCUGCAUCGAUGUUGGCAGGAACAUCAUCCACGGCAGCGACUCGGUGGAAAGCGCCAACAAGGAAAUCGCUCUGUGGUUCAAGGAGGAUGAGCUGGUGACCUACACCAGCUGUGCCUUCAGCUGGCUCUACUGAGCAUGACCACAAAUCUGCCUGUCACCUCAACACCUGAGGAAGUAGCUGACGUUCCUAAACUCAUCCCUUGCUUGGACUUUCUGGUCCGGAUUGGACUCAUUCCUGAGGCAUAGAAACAUUCCUGUCCUCCUCCCAUUUCCAGUGUGACCGAUUUGUCUGGUUUCCAAUAAAAACCCAUUGUCUUGUU
This is a messenger RNA of Synchiropus splendidus (mandarinfish), 768 nucleotides long. RefSeq names its product nucleoside diphosphate kinase A-like. Gene Ontology annotation, biological process: GTP biosynthetic process; CTP biosynthetic process; UTP biosynthetic process. Bases 123 to 581 code for a protein of 152 amino acids. Lineage: Eukaryota; Metazoa; Chordata; Actinopteri; Syngnathiformes; Callionymidae. Gene Ontology annotation, molecular function: nucleoside diphosphate kinase activity. The record is from RefSeq and is a predicted model, not a curated record. The transcript is spliced from 5 exons.